Molecule: messenger RNA, 1578 nt
Organism: Symbiodinium sp. CCMP2592
Lineage: Eukaryota; Dinophyceae; Suessiales; Symbiodiniaceae
Source: the annotation of a GenBank genome assembly
AUGGCCUGGGAAAUCAAGAUUUAUGACAUCGCACAGUAUGAGGUUCCCCUUUUCUUGCGGCAGGACGACACCUUCGGUUGUGUUGAUGAUCUUCCCUUGAAGCAUCUCGCCGUGCAGACAGAGGCCAAAAGCUUCUUAGAUAUCAUCAAAGACGCUCCGCUGGAUAAUGUGGACUUUGGAUUGCUCGAGGAACACAUGAUGCAGAACAAGUAUGAUGACUUGCCUGCUCCCUUUGCUGCCAAAGUGCCGUUACAUAAGUCCUACAAGAUGCAGAUUGCCAUCAUGAAGUCCAGCAUGACGCACUGUGUGGAAUGCCUUCGCAGUCUCAGCACAGGCAAUGUGUACGCCAAGCCGGACCACAAGUUCCCGCUGACCCUCCACGACAUAGCCGGAGGGUUCUUGGACGAGGUGCUCAUCCACAUCUUGGGCGACCUGCGUUCUAAAACAAUUGUGUUCGUCGUGCGCUUGGCAGAAAAAGGCAAAACACCGGUUGCCCAGGCCAUCGCCAUGUGUUUCUCGGAGUAUCUCAUUCUGAAGGAUGUCAUGGAGUCCGAGUAUUCUCCGGGUUUCCGCAUCUGCUCUUCCCUGGACCAACUUCGCGGUGAGUCUGGCCUUAAAUACAGGCCAGAUAUCCUGGAUGACGGUAUUUCGUCUUCCAUCCCGGUGACGAAACUGAAGAGUUUCCUGGACUCGAGCCUCGUCGAGACUCAUACCGUCGAGCGGUGGACUGCAGCCCGCUUUGUCAAGGGCCAGCUGCGUAUAUUGCGUGACAAUAAAUCCGACGAGGAGGCGGAGAAAGGCACGCCCGAGGGCGCCAUGAGUGUGAAGUUCGAGACGUUUAUGGAGAUGACGGCGCCGGCUUUUCCGGAAAAAGCUAGCUCGCAAGACAAAAUGGCUUGCUACAAGCGGGCGCUUUGGAUCGCCAACAUGCCUGGGGCUGUUUAUCUUCGGCCUGCAGGGACUUCGAGGGACGACGCUCGCCGCAUUCCCUACAUAGGCGGCGUGACAGACUUCAUCAGCCCGGAAGGCCACGAGAUCUUGGGUCGCUUGUACGACGGCAUCACAGAGCCGCCUGAGAACUGGGCCACAAAGCGACAGUGGAGCCUGGAUCUGAUGGCUAUGUUGUGUGAGUCAGGAAAGAAGCCCCCCCAACUCAGGUCAUAUGCCGUUCGUCCGGCAGUUCCGAUCGCCGGGAGAUCCAGCGGGAGAUCAAGCCCAAGUUACCAUUUUUUGGUUACCUUUUCUCCUGACUUUGUCCCGAAGACCGAUGCGAACAUCUCCUCUGCCGUUGUCCCGGACAUUGACAACAACAGGUACUCAAGCCCCCAGCCGAACAGAGUCAGUGCCGCAGAAGCUUCUCUUUCACAGCCAAAGCUUGUCCAGGUGAAGCAGGAACUUGAAGAUGUGCCUCGCUUCCCAAUGCUUCUUUCCGCCCCUGACAAGAUUAUCAACCUGGACUCGCCGUCGCUGCCGCCUCACAAACGCCUUCGCUCACAGAACACCCAGGACGUGGCCGAUGAAAUGGAUGUGGAGGACGAGGAUGUCCUUCCUUCUGUUGGUGAGAAGCCGGAUGAGUGA